This is a messenger RNA of Vicia faba (fava bean), 1680 nucleotides long. Lineage: Eukaryota; Viridiplantae; Streptophyta; Magnoliopsida; Fabales; Fabaceae. The record is from the annotation of a GenBank genome assembly.
AUGACAGAACCUGCAUCUUGCAGCCAAAGGACUAAGAAGAAAAAGUCGCCGACUCUUGGUGAAAUAACAAUUGGAAUUGAUAUUGGCACAUCACCAUGUAGUAUUUCUAUAUGGAAUGGUUUCGAAAUAGAGGUUUUCAAAGAGACGUUAAAAGAGAUGAUUAAGAGUCCACGUGAAGUUUUCAAAGACGACGCCUUUUCUAUUGGAGUUAGUAGUGAAGUCACACUCUCCAGUGAGCACGAGGAUACACUUUUCAAAUUGAAACGCUUGUUUGACAUAGUUGAUAGUGAUUCUGCAGUCUAUAAGAGUGUCGAUUUCCCAUUUCUGAUGCAUACAUUGGACAUUAAGGUUCACCCUUUUAUUGCUGCAUUUGUGAACAAAGUGUGGAGAUCAACAACUGCAGUAGAACUCCUUGAAAAGUUUCUGGUGGAAUUAAGAUUAAUGGUUGGUGCUCAGCUGAAAAGACCUAUAAGAAAUGUCGUGUUUGCAGUUCCGGUUUCAUUCAGUCGAUUGCAGCUAUACCGGAUACAUUGCGCCUGUGCAAAGGCCGGUCUAAAAGUUAUCCGAACGAUGCCUCAACCAACAGCAGUCGCUUUGCUGUAUGCACUGGACCAUUCGGUCAGUGAAAUCAGCAAAAUGGCUCUUAUUUUCAAUAUGGAUUCUGGUUACUGUGAUGUUGCUGUUACUGCUAUAGCAGCAGGAAAAUGCAGAAUAAAAGCCCUGACUGGAAGUUCUAUUGGUGGAGAAGAUUUGCUUGGAAAUAUGAUAUGUCAUCUCGUACCUGAUUCUGUAAAUAGAAUCAAGAAACGUAUUCACGAGGACACAGAAAUUAAAUCAAUGGCUCUUCUUCGAUGUACAAUUCAGGAAGCGAUUACCCGGCUUUCGUCUCAGACAAGUGUUGAGGUUGAUUUAGACAUGGGAGAUGAUUUGAAGAUACACAAGGUUGUAACGCGGGAGCAGUUUGAGGAAGUAAACAAAGAGGUGUUUGACAAGUGUGAAAGACUAAUCAUCCAAUGUUUACAUGAUGCAAAGGUAGAAGUUGAUGAUAUAAAUGAUGUGAUAAUUGUUGGUGGAUGUUAUAAUAUACCAAAGGUGAAAAAUCUUGUUACCAAAAUAUGCAAAAGAAAGGAACUUUAUACAUAUAUCAAUCCUUUCGAAGGUGCAAUUUAUGGUGCAGCUGUAGCAGGAGCCAUUGCUUCAGGCAUUAGAUUUAUGUAUGGGAAGUUGCAGCUGUUUGAUUUUCAUGCUACACUUGUUGCCAUAGGAAUUCGUGCGAAUGGAAACAACUUCGUACCUGUAAUUCCGAGGAACACAUCGUUGCCAACAACAAGGCACGUAGCUUGCACUACAAUUCAUGAUAAUCAAAAUGCAGCGUUGAUCGUUGUGUACGAAGGCGAGGGACAGAAAGCUGAAGAAAACCAUCUUUUGGGAUAUUUCAAAAUAACAGAAAUACCAGAAGCAUCAAAAGGAGUUCCGGAGAUCAAUGUCUGCAUGGAGAUAGACCGCGAAAACAGGCUGACAGUUACUGCUUCUGUUUGGAUGCCUGGAGCUCUACAAUCUGCAAUUCCUGUUAGUGUAGCAGGGAUGACAAAGUUUGCUGGUGAACAACAUGCUUGGUCUGCUGAGUCACUUAUUAGAAGAUAUGGUGAUUCAAUGGAUUUGGUUACUCUCGUCAACUAG